UUGCCGAUAGCUUUGAAAUGAACGGUUUCGGGACUUUCACAAGUAACUCAGAGGGAUCCAACUCGUCAUCUCACUCCGACGAAGAAGCGAUCCAAUUAGCGUCGGAGAAACCGAAGAAGCGAGCCGGACGCAGGGUGUUUAAGGAGACAAGGCAUCCUGUGUACCGAGGAGUGCGGCGCAGGGACAAGGACAAAUGGGUCUGCGAGGUUCGUGUUCCUAAUAACAACAAAUUAAGGAUCUGGCUCGGAACUCAUUCCACUCCUGAGAAAGCAGCCAGAGCCCAUGACGUUGCUGCUCUCGCACUUCGUGGUAAGUCGGCUUGUCUCAAUUUCGCAGACUCCGCGUGGCAGCUUCCGGUGCCGGCGUCCACAGAUCCCGAUGAGAUACGGCGAGUGGCGAUGGAGGCGGUGGAGGCCUUUGACGACGACAACGAGAACCAGCACGGCGAAGUGUGUAGCAGUAUGGGGACAGUGAUGGGAUCAGAAGCUCACACUGGGAUGAGCAUGGAAUUAGGAAGGCAUGUGAAUGGAGUUGAAGUUGGGGUUUCAGCGUUUGAAGAUCAGAUUUUGUUUAGCAUGGCGGAUGAGCCGUUGAGAUCUCCGCCGGCGGCUUACUCUCUGGGAACAACCGGGUGGGACUGGAGGGAGGAAUUAGGGGACCACGUGGAUAAUGAGGUCUCACUUUGGAGCUUUAGCAUUUGAUUGAUCUGAAGUGAGAUGUACUAUGGUCUUGGCUUUUCUAGUACUACUGUGUAUGAUGUUCAGUGUAUUUUUACUAUUUUAGGCAAGCUUGUACACAACAGAAAAAGGGAAAAGGGGGUUAUGUGUCGGUCUUCCCAAACACUCUUUCCAUUUUGAGUCUUAAUUUGAGCACAGUGAAGCGAGCAAAACUACAGUGACUUCUUCCCGCUGUGUUUUUUUGGCUGGCAAGGAAGA
Molecule: messenger RNA, 935 nt
Organism: Neltuma alba
Lineage: Eukaryota; Viridiplantae; Streptophyta; Magnoliopsida; Fabales; Fabaceae
Product: dehydration-responsive element-binding protein 1E-like
Exons: 1
Coding region: 18-701 (227 amino acids)
Biological process (GO): regulation of DNA-templated transcription
Molecular function (GO): DNA-binding transcription factor activity; DNA binding
Source: RefSeq, a predicted model, not a curated record